Messenger RNA from Papilio machaon (common yellow swallowtail), 2423 nucleotides. It is a transcript of the gene fz4, whose product is annotated as frizzled-4. Gene Ontology annotation, biological process: canonical Wnt signaling pathway; non-canonical Wnt signaling pathway. Gene Ontology annotation, cellular component: plasma membrane. NCBI's taxonomy places the organism in Eukaryota, Metazoa, Arthropoda, Insecta, Lepidoptera, Papilionidae. Gene Ontology annotation, molecular function: Wnt-protein binding; Wnt receptor activity. The transcript is spliced from 3 exons. The coding region runs from base 475 to 2229 and encodes 584 amino acids. The record is from RefSeq and is a predicted model, not a curated record.
UGAAUAUUUUAUAGUGUCAUGUUUAUAUUUUAAUAGAAACGCAUUAAAUUACGUCAGAGGUGAUUUGUACUUAUUGGCAUCCAUGUGGGUAAUGUAAUAAAACAUUUUAUUCUAAAUCUUUAGUUUCGGCGCUGUGUGAUAAGAUCUCUAAGCGAUAACAAGUAUUGAAUAUAUCCGGAGGCUGUGAAGACAAUCGUCCACUUAACGAGGAUCUCGGUCUCGCCGGACAGCGACCGCGGCCGGACACCACGACACGACCAAAUUCCCUCCCUUUCCCGCCGACGCCGACAUAAGCAUCGCGCAUCUACCUGCGGGCCCUUUAGGAUCAGAUGGGCCUCCCCGCACCGCACCUCAACUCAACAACAGCACCAGUCGUCUCGCGCUUCCCGUUACGUGUAGACGUUAGCGCCGUUUUAGCCGCGCUCGCGCGUAAGUUAUUACGAUUACGAUGAAACUUUUAUAGUAAACAUAAAAAUGAAGUGCAUUAACCAAGUUAUUUUAUUGGUGACGCUCGUUAUCGGAGCCAGCUCGGAAGCUUCCGUGAGGACAUGUGAACCCAUCAAAGUGGCGAUGUGCAAGAACAUCGGUUACAACCAGACCGGCAUGCCGAACUUGGCUCGGCACACGCUGCAAGUGGAAGCCGACGUCACGCUCCAGACCUACAGUCCCCUGGUGCAGUACGGCUGCUCCUCGCAACUUCAUCUGUUCCUCUGUUCUGUUUACGUUCCGAUGUGUACGGAUAAGGUCGCGUUGCCGAUCGGACCAUGUAGGGGACUGUGUGAAAGCGUCUACGCGAGAUGUUAUCCCGUUCUGAGAGGGUUCGGAUUCCCAUGGCCAUCGGAGCUUGAUUGUUCGUUGUUCCCGGCCGAAAACAACCACGAACAUAUGUGCAUGGAGGGCCCGGGGGAGCGGGUACCGCCGGCGGGCCCGAUCCCUCUGGACACAGCGGCGACGAGCGGGCGCGGCGCGUGCCGGCGGCUCGUGAAACCGAGCAGCUGGGUUUGGGUACGCGGCUCGGGGCGGUGCGCGCAGUUCUGCGACGCGGAAGUGCUGUGGGAGGCUGGCGAACGGCGUGCGGCGGAGGUGUGGCUGGCGACGUGGGCCGCGCUCAGCUUCGCGUGCACGCUGGCGGCGGUGGGCGCGCAGCUGGCGUGCGGAGCGGCAGGCGGGGCAGGCGGCGCGGGCGAACGUGCUCUGGUGCUGGUAGCGCUAUGCCGGUGCGCGGCGGCGGCGGGCUGGGGGGUGCGCGCGGCGGCCGGUCGGUCCGCCGCGGGCUGCGCCAAGGACUCCAUGUCUCCCACUCGGAUGUUGCUGGCUCACGAUGGAUUGGCAAAUCCUAACUGCGCUGUCGUAUUUCUACUCCUGUACUAUUUUGGAUUGGCUGCAUCUGUUUGGUGGGUGGUAGUAGCAGGUGCAUGGCGUGCGAGCGUGCUGCGACCCCCCGCGCCUGGCGCGCCGGGUACUGGGGGUGCUGGCGCAUCUCGUGGAGACCGGCACUCGUCGCUGCUGCAGCUGGCCGCGUGGGGGGUGCCCGCCGCGCUGGCCGCCGCCGUGCUUGUCACCAGAGAUGUCGAUGCGGAUGAACUAACUGGUACUUGCUUCGUAGGGAACCAAUCGAGCAAAUCGUUGCUGGCUCUGGUCAUCAUACCGGAAGCAAUUUGCUUGCUGCUCGGCUGCCUGUUCCUGGCCUCGGGUCUGCGUACCGUCCUCCGACGACCGGCGCCCGUGCCAGCGCCCGCAGCGCUUCUCAACGCUCCCCCACAACCACAUACAGAUCAGAGUUUACUAAGACUGGGUGCGUUCGCAGCACUAUAUGCUGUACCCUCAACGUGUAUAUUGGCAACUUGGAUAUACGAGUAUACUUGGCGUGACGAUUGGCUGGCCGCUCCCGAACCUUCAACUGAACCGUCGACGCAGCCACGGCCGGCAUUCUGGGUGUUUCUAUUUAGAAUAUUUGCAACUCAAAUUCUCGGCGUCAUGGUCGCCGUUUGGAUUGCGACGCCGCGUUUGAAAGCGCUUUGGAGGAGAAUUUCUGGUCCAACGAAGCCUACGCUAGCUAAAUGUCCGGCGGGACCUACGCCUACCCCAUUGACAUUGCAAUGUUACAGCACUCAUUCGCACUCUCUACCACGACAUACACACAAGUAUGCCACCUACAGACCACCACAGCACCAAUCUUACAGGAAACCAAGGCAUUAUCAUUAUUCAGCCGGUGAAACCAUACUAUGACUGACGGGCUAACUAAUUUACUCUAAACUGUAACUAAUUGCUGUCAAAAUGCUUCUUAUGACGUUUAUUGUAAUCUGUAUUUACUGACAUAUGGAUAAACGAGUGCCAUUGAAAAAUUAAGUCUGUUAAUAUACUUGUAUCAGUAGAUUUUUAAAGUUGCGUAAUUAAAUUGUUGAUAGGAGGCCUGAUUAUGU